Molecule: messenger RNA, 2185 nt
Organism: Myotis brandtii (Brandt's bat)
Lineage: Eukaryota; Metazoa; Chordata; Mammalia; Chiroptera; Vespertilionidae
Gene: TMEM233
Product: transmembrane protein 233
Exons: 3
Coding region: 10-339 (109 amino acids)
Cellular component (GO): membrane
Source: RefSeq, a predicted model, not a curated record
GCCCCGCUCAUGUCUCAAUACGCCCCCAAGUCGGACUUCAAGACGGCUUUGGACAGCAGUCCCGAGGCCAACACUGAGGAUGACAAGACCGAGGAGGACGUGCCCAUGCCCAAGAACUACCUGUGGCUCACCAUCGUCUCGUGCUUUUGCCCCGCGUACCCCAUCAACAUCGUGGCUUUCGUCUUCUCCAUCAUGUCUCUGAACAGCUACAACAAUGGAGACGUGGAAGGAUCCAGGCGGCUUGGGAGGAAUGCCAAGUGGGUGGCCAUUGCCUCCAUCAUCAUCGGCCUUCUCAUCAUCGGUAUUUCUUGUGCAGUUCACUUCGCAAGGAAAUCCUGAGCAGCCGGCAGUCGCCCCACGCAAGGAGGGUGGACCUCAUCCACACACACCCCAGAGGAGUUUCUGAGGAAUGGAUCCUGACUUCCGACUGUGAGAUCUUUUCCUCCAGGACUCUCCAGAGGCAGGUCCCUGGCAAAUGAACUUUAAAGUCCAAAAUGAAGGAAAACCAAGCAGCACAGCCAGAUCUGCCAGCCAUUGAUUUUUUUUUAAUCAAAUCUCACUGUUUCAGUUUAGCAAAAGCCAUUGUGUCCAUUCCUCUUCUCCAGAGAUGAGCCUCAGGAAAUCCCAUUACUUUUCGGGGGGAGGAGGGGUGGAGGGAGUUCUAGGAAGAGCAAUGGAUGAUGGUAUUUGCAGCAUGUUUACCGUUGUCUAAUAGAGCUGAGUCUGUGCAUUUUUUCCUUUUAUUUUUACAUGUGGUAGCUUCGCUUCAAUCUUCAGUAGCUCCUCCCUUAUCAAAGACAAAUACAGGAGCCUCUGGCCAUUGGUCUUGGCCCAGUUUUCCUAAAGGCCCCCUUCCCUGCUUGCAUCCACCGUUGGUCAACUUGACCUGGACCUCACUCUCCACCCCAACAGAGAGAACGUAGUGGUCAAUUCUAGGUACAUAAGCACCCUCCCCAUCCCAGUCUUGGGAAUAAACUGGCUGUGUUUAUGGAAUGUGCUUUUUUCCCAAACUCUCUCUCUCUCUGUGUGUUUUUUGUUUUGUUUUGGGUCUUUUUGCAAGUCUCAGGCAAGGUCUUUGAUUUUCCUGGAUGCCACCUGGAAAUGCCACCCCUUGUAUUUCUUUUCUGUCAAAUGUAAGCCCUUUAGGUGUGAUUAUACCGGUUUGAUGGCGCCAUUAUUCUGCCUGCCAGAACACGCCAGCCCCGUGUUCCACAGAGUGCGAGGCAUACCACUGGUGGUCCACAAUUUUUAAGUCGUUUAUAGACGCAACAGUAAAUGACGCUGAAUCACAGAGAACAUUUCCCCUUUCUAUUCUUUUUCAAUCUCUGUUUAGGGCUCAUGGGUCCUUAACACCUUUUUGAAAUGUUGGCUCCUUUCCUGUCUCAGGAAAGAAAGAGCAGGUCUCAGGUUCAAAGUCUUCUGUCGAGAUAGAACGUAAUACAUGGUGUUGUGGUCAUUAUGUUUAUUAAUUACCUUCCAUUUAUGGCUUCCUCUUAGGGAUUUGAUAUAUCGUUUCUGUUAAAAUAAAUUUACUUGAAAAAUAAGUGGACUCAGCAAAUAUCAAGUGAUUAACACAACAGGUGACAUGUACAUAUGGCAAAAAUGAGCUCAAGAAUAUUGGAGACACGGUGAUAACGAACUUCCUUUCCUAAGAGAAAAGGCAGCUUAUUCUAAGUGAAUGAACAUGAGGCUGAGUCAAAGCACCUGGAUGCCACGUGUGUCCCUGGCUGACUAUGCAAAUUGAUGUUAGGCAAGUUUCUCCGCCUCUCUGUGAAAUUUCUUCUUCAGGAAAAAUGGAGAUAACAACACCUGCCCACAUACCUCCGUGUUGUUAUGAGAAUGAAUUGGCAUAGAGUGCUUGUUCCUAGAUUAUUGUGAAUCUCAGGCAUUGUGAAGAUCCCGGACCCCUGCAAAAAACAGACUUUGACGGACAUCGGAUUCUGCCUGUCACUUCGCCCAGGUGUCCGUCAUGAGCCAGCACUUGUCCCAGGAGGACACUGAAUUAGGGUCAUGAAGCCUCAGCACACGGAGAUCCGAGUGCCAUUCCAGGAGAUUGGAUCCUCAUCUCUGUUUCUGACAUCGUGGGGUUUUUUUGUUUGUGUUUGGCUCCCUGAACUUUUACCCAAAUCAAAUGCAAAGGGUUGCUAAGAGGCAGAAUAAAAAUGGUUUUAAGUAAUCCUGUUUA